Morchella sextelata is the source of this 1527-nucleotide messenger RNA. RefSeq lists its product as uncharacterized. Bases 1 to 1527 code for a protein of 508 amino acids. The transcript has 4 exons. The record is from RefSeq and is a predicted model, not a curated record. Lineage: Eukaryota; Fungi; Ascomycota; Pezizomycetes; Pezizales; Morchellaceae.
AUGCGAUUGAAUAUCUUGCGGCGAGGUGAAGGGUUAGGAGGAAGAGGAUCGGAAAGUGGUUUUGGUGGUGGUAGGGUCGGGGCCUUCAUGAUUUGUCUGUUAUGGGGGACUACGGCGCUGGGUAUGAAGAUCGAUACAAGGCAACUAGGAAAGAGGGAACCAGAACCACAGAGAGUGCGGGUAACAAAGUGGGUUACUGUGACUAUGCAUGGUGGAUGGAGAGUAACAGAGUAUUCAACAACAACAAUUACGCCAACUGCCACUGCAAAGACAGCUAUCGUCACGUUGACAAGCAUUAUCACGACUGGAACGACAAUAAUUGAAACCACUAGCGCAAAUCUAAAUACAAUAGUCGCAACAACAACAACAACAACAGCAGGUGCAGGGACACCGGUAUCACAAUCUGGAGCAGUAUCACAAUCUGGAGCAGCAUCACAACCCGGAGCAGUACCACAAUCUGGGGCAGUAUUACAAUCUGGUGCAAUAGUGGCAGCAGUUGGUGCGGAAACACCGCCGGCAAAACAUGUGAACAUAGCUACAGUCACAGACAUCGUCACUGGCGCUCCCCUAUCUACCAGCACAGUCAUCGAAAUCGUCGCCCCAACUACUACAACAAAGUCCUGGGGCCAAGGCGCGCCCGUCCUGCGGCGCCAGGACGCACAAGAGACCAUAACCCUUACAACAACCAACUGGGACUGGACAGACGGAGUAACAACCUCCACAGUCACCGUCUAUGCAACCCCCACAGAUGCCCAGACUAAUACGGCGGUACCUAUGACGGUAACAACAACUAUGAUAUCGACCCAGGUCAGCACAUGGACAACCCAGCAGACAGUAACAGCAACCGCAACCCCCUCCACAUCCGCAACGGUGGUGCCAUCAACAAUUGUAGUGGACGAUACACCAACUAUUGGGGGCGCGAGUCCCAAAACGCCAAAUGUGGAGAUUAUAGUCGGCGCAUGUUUCGGUGCGCUGGUAGGCUUUAUUGGGAUCUUUGUGCUGGCAUAUCUAUGGUCCAAAAAACGGCGGGAUGGGGAUCUCAGGAAGGAAUCAGUGGGUUUCUCAAAUGGAAGUUUCCUUAGAUCCAGUCCGGGAGCCGGUUCAGGCGUCAGAGGAAUGAUCGGAUCUCUCCGACGUGGACCCUCCACCAGAUACAACAACAUCCCUAGCGGCGAGUCCAUGCCCAACAUGUCCCCCCUACCAGCUCCCCCGCACAGCCCUCCCCCGCAGCUCCCGCAGCUCCGGGUCAUGCCGCCCUCAGGAGAGUUCAACUACGAUCCGCCGGUAAUGGAAAACCAACAAGAUGAAUUGUUUUUUAGUCUCGCGCGCCAGGAGAGUUCGCAGCCGCCGUGGAGUUCGCCCGUGGUAGAGCAGAUAGCUGUGGCAGAGACGGUGGUCAGCAGCGUGAGUGCACAGAGUGCACAGAGCGCACAGAGCAAUGAGCCGACAGCUUCAACAGUAUCAGGGACACAAAGCCCGAUGAGGAAGCCUGUACCGACAGCGACGGAUGAUUUAGUUUCGCCUUGA